UCACUUAACGACGAGGCGUGUCAACUCACUUUCAUGUUCUGAACUGAAUACUGGUCCGCCAAUCCUCAUAGUAAGGCAUCAAAUCGAAAGAAUCAUCUCACAUUUCAGGAGCUGUCCGGAUACGACUUACCAUUUCUAGACCCAAGUGGGCACCUUCAUUCUGUAUAUAAUCCGUACAGACUUUGUCGAUAUCCUUCUUGCGCACUUCAUCUUUGUAUCAGUUUAAAUUCCAUACUUUGUUCACUCUCUAACCAUGGCACCUCUUGACGAUGCAGAACAAUACUUUGGAAAACCAGGAGAGAUCAUCGUGUGUGGUCUUUCAGGUGCUAGAACCUAUCCUCGAAUGGGAAACCAAAACCAACAGACUCCAGAAUCUCCUCGAACUGUCGAGAUGAGAUACCCUCCUUCACCUCCGGUAUCCCAACGAAACUCGGGAUAUGGCUCUGUUGCCGGAAGCUACCAGCAAAGUAGCCCCUCUCGAUAUGAAGCCCCGGAACAGUAUCCGAGCUAUACAAACCAAGCUACAUAUGGACAGUCAUCGGCUGGUUCUUCAUACUCCUCUCCUCGCCAAUACCCAGCCAAGUCUCAGGGAUUCUAUGAAUCUUCUAGCUCUUCGCGCUAUUAUUGAUACUGUCGACCUUGGAGGACGCCUGGUUCUCGCUGAUUCUUACUUGGGAUCAUAGAGAACUUUGGAAUUUUGAAUUAUUUGAACUUUGUGGAGAUUUCAAUAUUAGAUAGACAUACUUGACUACCAAUUACAUACGAGAAAUAGAAGAUUCAAUGCCA
Molecule: messenger RNA, 786 nt
Organism: Mollisia scopiformis
Lineage: Eukaryota; Fungi; Ascomycota; Leotiomycetes; Helotiales; Mollisiaceae
Exons: 3
Coding region: 254-628 (124 amino acids)
Source: RefSeq, a predicted model, not a curated record